This is a messenger RNA of Castor canadensis (American beaver), 3941 nucleotides long. RefSeq names its product S100P binding protein (gene S100pbp). Lineage: Eukaryota; Metazoa; Chordata; Mammalia; Rodentia; Castoridae. The record is from RefSeq and is a predicted model, not a curated record. Gene Ontology annotation, molecular function: calcium-dependent protein binding.
GGCGCAGUCGUUCGCCCAGGCUUUGGCCCGGCUUCCGGAGAAACAAAACAUUCCAGAUAGAAUUGAAGUUACCCAUGCCUCCUUGCCAUUUAUCUUCCCUUCCUACCACCAGAGGAAGGUGGGAGUCAAUCAUUUUGACAGUUCUCCUGAAAGGAACAGCCAGCAGGAGUUGAAACCUUUUUCUAUUUGGUCUUGUGGCAAAGGCAGAGAUUGCUCCAGCAGCUCCACACAAUAUGACGUGCUCACUAGUGCCCUCUGAACAGUAUUCUGGUACCUCUUUUUUGCCUAAAGACAGUGCCCCAUUUUCUUGGGGUUCCUUGGAUGAAGAUGGAUUGGAUGACUCCUUAUUGGAGCUUUCUGAUGGAGAAGAAGAUGAUGGCCAUUUCAGCUUCACAGAGGAAGAGAUUGAGGUGCUCUUAAAGGAUGAUGAUGAUGAUGAGCAUGAUGACAGUGGAGGGAGAGGGAGUCAAAUUCUAGCUGAUACCCCCCAAGAAAAAAAUUCACCGUGCAACUUGGGAUCGGAAGCUAAGACCCCUGGCCUCUACCAAACUACCUCAGUUGAUCAUGGACCAACUCCUACAAAACCACUAAACAGAUGCUUUGUACUAGAAAAGAAUCUUAUAAAAGUAACUGUUGUUCCACCAUUUAAUCCAACAGUUUGUGAUCUUAUGCUUAGUAAGGACAAGGCUGAUUUAUCCAAAGAUAAUGGAAAACCCUCCUCCCUUGGGGAGCAGAUGAAAGAAGAUGAUAAUCUUGGUCCAAAUGAGAGUAAAUUUUGCUCUGAAUCUGAGGGGAUGAGCCCCAAUAAUUCUGCCUGUGAUGGGUCCCUGCUCUCUUCUUCAAACAAUAACUUUCAGCAAACUAUCUCUGACAAAAACACAUCUGGCAGUAAGAAACCUAUACCUGUAUUGUCUCAGAUUUCAAACCAUACAGAGACUCCUAAUACAGGGUCAUCCUGGAAAAAUGGUGGAUCACAUAAAUCAAGUUGUGAAAUGAGAUUUCCGGUUGUUUCCAGUUCAUCAAACAGAGAUUCUGGGGAGAUGAAAGUCCGUGAGAGAAGACUACUAGGCAAAGUCAUUCCUGUUCUACAAACCAAAACCAGGACUAACGUUCCGACGUUUUCACAGUCAGAUCUAGAAAAAAAGAAGGAAAUUUAUCUCAGCAGAGUCAUUGCUCAUAUAGAAGACCCAGGGGACUCUAACCAAGGUACUUCAGGGGAACUAGAUACCCUGAUGGAUCAAGUUCACAUGCAGAAUCCAGACUGGCAGCAUCCUUCGGAUCUCACCACACGAAAUUAUGCACGGUUCCGACAGAAACCUCUGCAAAGAUACAGUCUGACUCAGUGGGUUGACAGGAACAAGCGAAGCCACCAUCGGUUCCAACGUCUCCCAGAUUUCUCAUAUAGUCCAUGUGUCUCAUCUCAUCAGCAUUGAAGGUCCCUAUCCAGGGUUGUGUCCAGAGAAGCAUCUCAUUUUCUUCUGCUGUUUCGUGCUUUGUAUAUUUUGAAAUUUAUUUUUCGUAAGAUUUUUAUUUAAAGAACUUGUCACCUUUUAGAAAUGCCCAUUGCUGACUUGAAUUUUUUUUUAUAUAAAGACCCUUCUGACUUUGUGUUUGUCUAUGUGUAUUUAAGCAGUGUUAAGUUGAUACAAUUUUUUUUUUAAAUUUCUUAUUUAAAUUGAAGGUAGCUGCUUCCUGAAGGCCAGCAUUAAGCCAAAAUACCCAGGUUCAACAAAACACUCACCUCUGUGCAGAGAAAGCCUACUUCUGGUGCCCAAAAGAAGUCAUCUUUUAAUCUACUGUAAGGAAGAGAUUCUUUACCAGGCUACGCACCAGAGUUAAUUAUUGCUGAUGACUUGUGAACAGAUAUAAGUGACUUUUACCAACCCCACUUUUAAAAUCUGAAUCUCUGAAUACCUGUCAGUAUUUUAAAGUUGGCAGUCAGGUCAUUUGAAGUAGAGUAGAAAAGGAGAAAUACCCUGUUGAAAGGAUAAAUUAAAAAUAUAAAUGCCUCUCCUUUCUAUACCUAUUAGUUGCUAUUACUAUUAUUAUUAUUAUUGGCCUUUUUCAUUCUCUGUUCAAUUUAUUUUCCAUAUACUGUUUACAGAUCUUAUACAUCUUAACUAACAGAAGACUGAUGACUAACCCCCAUUGUGGUAUUGUGACUGUCUUUUCUGCCGUUCUUCAAGGAUUUUCCUUUUUUUGUUUGAUUCCCAGUAACAAUUCUACGUAGGGUUCUACAAACAGUAUUUCUGUAUCAUGUUAGACUUGCCUCCUCUCCUUAUUGAAGAGUUGCCCACUAGUCUUGACUAGAUGACAGCCAGUGCUAUUGAAGUGUUCAUCUUCUAAACCCCAACUUUAAGUAUGUGUGUUAGUCAAAGAACCUCCUUCCCAUGGGAGCCUUUUGGAAAGGUACUCAUUAGUCUCCAUUGUUGAUUAACAGGUACUUUUAGACCCUAGAUGUAGAUGUUACUAUCUCAUUCCAGCAGGCCCCUAAUACGUGGUUUCAUGUAACUGCUCAAGUGGGUCUAACAGAAUUGAUUGAGCCUGUGCAUAAAAGCAUUAUUUGAUCUUAAGGUUUGGAAUUCUAACCAAACUUGAUAGAUUUUGUGCAUCUUUCUUAAUGGAUGUCUUAGGAGUUUGUUAUUCUUUCUUUAUAGACAUCUCUAAACGUUUUUGGAAGGUUUUACAGACUGGCAUUCACACUGCUAUUUGUCUAUGAAAGUUGUUCAUAGUCGCUGUAACCUCUGUCUGGUUUUGUUUCAUCAGCUCCAUCUUUGUAUGUGAGUAACCCGUCUUAAACAUCCUACCCCAGUUUAGAAACUGACUUGGGAAAAGCUUGGUCAUUCAACCCUCCAAUAAAUUUGGAUAGAUGUUCCUAAAUGUUUACUGUUUUUAUCUAGUGAAGGAUUCUCUUUUCCUUAGACAUUUGUUUUAGAUUCUGGAACUGGAAUUAAAUGGAGAAAUUCCAUUCAAAUAUGUAGUCAGAAUUUAUCUCAGUUAGCAUAAUUGGCAUUUAUAUCAUUGGUCACUUCUCCAAACUGCUCUAAAUUAGCCUGAUGGAAUGAAACAUGCCAAACAUGCUUUAGAACCAAAGCAUAGUUAAAAUUAAAUGCAUUGCAGCUGUCACACAUAACUCAAGGAAUAAAAGGACAGCAUUUUGCUUAGACAAAAAUCUGAGAUGUUUUUGCCCUGCUGGUACAAGAGGGCUUAAGAUUGAAUGUGUAAUGAGAGAAUUGCCUUUGCCAAAUCAAAUGAGUGACAGGUUAACUAGAAAAUGUGACAAUCACAUUUCCUCUUAGCUCAAGUAAUUCUGUUUUUCCAAAGCUUUAGCAGCUUAAUUAAAUCUGUUGGACUGGGGGAGGAGAGAGCUGUUCUCUAGUGGUUAACAUGGUAUUCUUUAAGAAGAAAAAGCCAAAGAAAACUCAUUAUCUGGCAUGUUCGCCUUAAAGAUGGUAAUGGAUAGAAUCUGGAAUUUUAAUCCUUUUUCAAAGCUGUGUAUAUUUUACAUUUGGUGUUGGCCUCUAAGUCUAGUAUUUCAGGUGUAAUUCUUGCUGUAUUUUUAAAUUUGAGUAAGGGUUAUGUGUAUUUAACUGCCUACUUAGAUUUCUUCAACCAUGAUGACAUUCUCACCACAGGGGUCUUGACAAAGCAGAGUAAAAAUGUGCUGUUUAGUUUACUUAUAAUGAGCCUGAAAUAACCUGUAGUUUUGCAUCUAAUACAGGCUCUGAUUUACUUGCGUUGUUGUCAGGAUCAAUUAUGAAACUGAAGUUUGGUGCCUCUUUAUCAUGUUUUUCCCUUGUAGCAGUUGUGUUUAAUGUCAUUAAAAAGAAAUAAAAGUUCUUGUCAGUGGCAUAUGUACUGUGACCGUCUGUUGCGGGCUUUGGAGGAGGGUUAUUUGCCUUCCUCCUUUGUGUAGAUAGAUUAGUGGGAUAUGGGAGUGG